AUGGACACUUUAACAGGAAUCGACGUGAAGUUCCUUGGCGAGCUACCACAACUAUCUAUUCUUCGUGUCAAGCAGCUCCAAGAUAGAGAGCUCAGUUUUCGCGUUGUUGUGAAUAAUGUGGAGGACGAUUCUUAUCGAAACGUCAAGGUCCUCCAGAUUGCUUGUGGUUGCAGCUCCAGCAACCUACACGUGACUUUUGGGUCAAGCACAAUGGAGAAACUUGAGCUUCUCGAGGUAGACUGCUGCGGUGGGUCACCGUCAUACCAGUUCUCUGGCCUGGAGAAUCUAGGAGAACUCAAGCAAGUCUUGCUACUUAACAGUUCCAACGCCGAAACACUAAAGCUAAAACUUCAGACACAGUUGGCCAAGCACCCAAACAAACCUGUUGUGAAGCUGGAGGAACCACGACCCUCUUCCUGA
This is a messenger RNA of Miscanthus lutarioriparius, 420 nucleotides long. The record is from the annotation of a GenBank genome assembly. Lineage: Eukaryota; Viridiplantae; Streptophyta; Magnoliopsida; Poales; Poaceae.